Xenopus laevis (African clawed frog) is the source of this 1206-nucleotide messenger RNA. Its product is annotated as modulator of apoptosis 1-like. The record is from RefSeq and is a predicted model, not a curated record. The transcript has a single exon. Lineage: Eukaryota; Metazoa; Chordata; Amphibia; Anura; Pipidae. Bases 1 to 1206 code for a protein of 401 amino acids.
AUGCCGCUACUUCGUCCCCAAGAGGUGUACGCGUGGGCGGAAGCAGAGCAAGUUAACCCCCGCUGUGCCUUUGCAGUGGAUCGAGUUCCCACCGGCUGCAGCGUAAAGCUCAUGCAUCCUACCCUCAUUUACCAUGUGAGGUUAAAGGGCAUCCGACUCGUGAUGGAAAUGGAGUCGAGAGUCCUGGGGUACCGGGCGAGACUGUACUGUGGCCCCCGGGAGCUAGGGGACGAUGAAGGACCGUAUACUGUUUACCCGGUGGGAACUUAUCCCCUUGGCUGCCCUGUUGUAUAUGCUGGGUCUGCAACCUCCCUGCCACUUGCGCUGGAGGUAAAGACGGAACCUCUCGAUUCCGCCACAGUGGUUAGUGGACUGGAUUCCCCGGGAAAAGUAGAGGCCCUUAGCUCAAGUGCAGGGACGAUGCUGCCUACUCUUGUCAUUGCUGGGACAAAAUACCCGAAGCUGAAGGUUUUUUCGGGAACUCUCCCUGUCCCUGAAGGAGAGCAGGGUUUUGAAGAGUGGCAGGAGGCUGCAGUGCAGAUGAUAGAAGAAUGUCCAUGCCCUGAGGGGGAUAAACGGAUCCGGUUAACCGAAAAUCUGCGCCCUCCUGCCAGUCAGGUGGUUAAGUUAUUUUGCAAGGCUCACUUAAAAGCUUCUGUUAGAGAUUGUCUGAAAGCACUCGAGGAAGUAUAUGGGGCUUGUGACAAUCCGCAUAAUUUGCUCCAUAUGUUCAGAAGCUUGUAUCAAGAGGAGGGAGAGCUUGUGUCCACCUUUGUGCGUAGGUUACAAAGCAAGCUAUGGACAUUAGUUCACAAGGAAGUUAUCCCUGUUGCUGAGGUUGAUGAGAUGCGACGCACCCAACUUCUACAGGGACUGCAGGCAAGCCAUCCCAUAGCCAUGGAGCUGCGUAUUAUGUAUCGGCAGGGUACCCCGCCCGAAAUGGGUGCCAUCAUGGGUGUAGUAAAAGAAAGGGAAGCUGAACUUGAGAGAGUGUCCGCUCACAGUAAGAAGGUGACAACUGGGAGUCUUCCCUCUGCUCAGAAGGAUCUAAAGGGAGCCCUUAGGAAGACCCCAGAUUCGUCCCUCCGGCCUAGGAUGGCUUCACUAGCCAAGACUUUUAGUGCUACUGCCCAGCUAGACUGCUUUCGAUGUGGACAUCAGGGCCAUAGAGUUGUACCAGUGUUACCCGUCAGUUGGCUCGGGUGA